CCCCCUGAGGAGACUAUGCCAUUUGAGCUUGAUGGAGAAGGCUUUGGGGAAGACAGCCCACCCCCGGGGCUUUCCAGAGUCAUCGCACAAGUCGACGGCGGCGGUGGCCAGUUUGCGGCAGUCGCGGUCUCGAGUGCGGUCCGCCUCACUCCCGCCGCGAACGCGCCUCCCCUCUGGGUCCCAGGCACCAUCGGCAGCCCAUCCCGAGAGGCUGUCAGACCUCCUAACUUCACCGGCAGCAGCCCCCCGAUGGAGAUCUCCGGACCUCCGCUUGAGAUUGGCAGCGCCCCCGCUGGGGUCGACGACGCUCCCGUCAACAUGGACAGCCCCCCAAUCGCGCUUGACGGCCCGCCCAUCAAGGUCUCCGGAGCCCCAGAUAAGAGAGAGCGAGCAGAGAGACCCCCAGUUGAGGAGGAAGCAGCCGAGAUGGAAGGAGGCACAGCCACCGACACCAUGGAGGGAGGAAAAGUCCCCUCUCCGGGGGACAGAUCCCCUGCCGCCGGGGCAGCCUCAGCGGAUCCCGCAGCCGGGGCGGCCCCUGCAGCCCCAGCCGAUCCCGACUCCCGGGCAGCCCCAGCCGAUCCCGACUCCGGGACAGCCCCAGCCGGUCCCGACUCCCGGGCAGCCCCAGCCGAUCCCGACUCCAGGGCAGCCCCAGCCGAUCCCGACUCCCGGGCAGCCCCAGCCGAUCCCGACUCUGGGGCAGCCGCUGCCGCCCAAGCCGAUUCCGACUCCGGGGCAGCCCCUGACGCCCCAGCCGAUCCAGAUGCCGGGGCAGCCGCAGCCGCCCCAGCCGAUCCUGACGCCCGGGCAGCCCCUGACGCCCCAGCCGAUCCAGGUGCCAGGGCAGCCCCUGACGCCCCAGCCGAUCCUGACGCCCGGGCAGCCCCUGACGCUCCCGGCGCCCCUGCGGCUGCUGAGACCGGGGCAGCCCCUGUCGCCCCAGCUGCGCCUGACGCAGGGGCCCCAGCUGCCCCAGCCGCUCCUGCCGCCCGGGCAGCCCCAGCAGCCCGGGCAGCCUCUGCAGCCCCUGCCUCCGGGGCCAGACGCAAGCUCCAUCUCCUUAGACCCCCCAGCCCCGAAAUCCAGGCUGCCGAUCCGCCUACUCCACGGCCUACUCGCGCGUCUGCCUGGCGGGGCAAGUCCGAGCGCGGCCGCGGCCGCAGCGUGUACUACGAUGAAGGGGCGGCCAGCAGCGACGAUGACUCCAGCGGAGACGAGUCCGACGAUGGGACCUUCGGAUGCAUCCGCUGGUUUCAGCAUCGGCGAAAUCGCCGCCGCCGAAAGCCCCAGCGCAACUUACUCCGCAACUUCCUCAUGCAAGCCUUCGGGGGCUGCUUCGGUCGAUCUGAGAGUCCCGAGCCCAAAGCUUCACACUCCUCCAAGGUCAAGAAGGUACCCCUGGCGGAGAAGCGCAGACAGAUGCGCAAAGAAGCCCUGGAGAAGCGGGCCCAGAAGCGUGCAGAGAAGAAACGCAGCAAGCUCAUCGACAAGCAACUCCAGGACGAAAAGAUGGGCUACAUGUGUACGCACCGCCUGCUGCUUCUAGGUGCUGGAGAAUCUGGUAAAAGCACCAUUGUGAAGCAGAUGAGGAUCCUGCAUGUUAAUGGGUUUAAUGGAGAGGGCGGCGAAGAGGACCCGCAGGCUGCAAGGAGCAACAGCGAUGGUGAGAAGGCAACCAAAGUGCAGGACAUCAAAAACAACCUGAAAGAGGCGAUCGAAACCAUUGUGGCCGCCAUGAGCAACCUGGUGCCCCCUGUGGAGCUGGCCAACCCUGAGAACCAGUUCAGAGUGGACUACAUUCUGAGUGUGAUGAACGUGCCUGACUUCGACUUCCCUCCCGAAUUCUAUGAGCAUGCCAAGGCUCUGUGGGAGGAUGAAGGAGUGCGUGCCUGCUACGAACGGUCCAACGAGUACCAGCUGAUUGACUGUGCCCAGUACUUCCUGGACAAGAUCGAUGUGAUCAAGCAGGCCGACUAUGUGCCGAGCGACCAGGACCUGCUUCGCUGCCGCGUCCUGACUUCUGGAAUCUUUGAGACCAAGUUCCAGGUGGACAAAGUCAACUUCCACAUGUUUGACGUGGGUGGCCAGCGUGAUGAACGCCGCAAGUGGAUCCAGUGCUUCAAUGAUGUGACUGCCAUCAUCUUCGUGGUGGCCAGCAGCAGCUACAACAUGGUCAUCCGGGAGGACAACCAGACCAACCGCCUGCAGGAGGCUCUGAACCUCUUCAAGAGCAUCUGGAACAACAGAUGGCUGCGUACCAUCUCUGUGAUUCUGUUCCUCAACAAGCAAGAUCUGCUCGCUGAGAAAGUCCUUGCUGGGAAAUCGAAGAUUGAGGACUACUUUCCAGAAUUUGCUCGCUACACUACUCCUGAGGAUGCUACUCCCGAGCCCGGAGAGGACCCACGCGUGACCCGGGCCAAGUACUUCAUUCGAGAUGAGUUUCUGAGGAUCAGCACCGCCAGUGGGGAUGGGCGCCACUACUGCUACCCUCACUUCACCUGCGCUGUGGACACUGAGAACAUCCGCCGUGUGUUUAACGACUGCCGUGACAUCAUCCAGCGCAUGCACCUCCGUCAGUACGAGCUGCUCUAAGAAGGGAACCCCCAAAUUUAAUUAAAGCCUUAAGCACAAUUAAUUAAAAGUGAAACGUAAUUGUACAAGCAGUUAAUCACCCACCAUAGGGCAUGAUUAACAAAGCAACCUUUCCUUUCCCCCGAGUGAUUUUGCGAAACCCCCUUUUCCCUUCAGCUUGCUUAGAUGUUCCAAAUUUAGAAAGCUUAAGGCGGCCUACAGAAAAAGAAAAAGGAAAAAAAAGGCCACAAAAGUUCCCUCUCACUUUCAGUAAAAAUAAAUAACAGCAGCAAACAAACAAACAGAAAUAAAAUGAAAUAAAAGAAACAAAUGAAAUAAAUAUUGUGUUGUGCAGCAUUAAAAAAAUCAAAAUAAAAAUUAAAUGUGAGCAAAGAA
Molecule: messenger RNA, 2970 nt
Organism: Cebus imitator (Panamanian white-faced capuchin)
Lineage: Eukaryota; Metazoa; Chordata; Mammalia; Primates; Cebidae
Gene: GNAS
Product: GNAS complex locus
Exons: 13
Coding region: 16-2595 (859 amino acids)
Biological process (GO): adenylate cyclase-activating dopamine receptor signaling pathway; sensory perception of chemical stimulus
Cellular component (GO): heterotrimeric G-protein complex
Molecular function (GO): mu-type opioid receptor binding; ionotropic glutamate receptor binding; G-protein beta/gamma-subunit complex binding
Source: RefSeq, a predicted model, not a curated record